AUGUUUUGGGGCAACAAAACUCCACAGGAACCCGAACAAGACCUGGCGCGCACUGAUUCAGCCAAGAACGAUCCCGCCGCUUCCGCCUCCCAAGCUUCUGGUACAGCAUGGCUCGUCGGGCACUUGCACCACCUUACACCGGAGCAGGAGAAAAAGCUGCAGGAGUUCAAGGCAGUAUGCGCUGAGCGCAAAUACUACACGCCUGCUGUGGAACAGUCAGAUGGCGUCGACGCGAAGCCUGCCAGCCACGACGAUGCGACUUUAUUGCGAUUCCUCCGAGCUCGCAAGUUCGAUGUCGAGGGCGCGUGGGCUCAAUUUAAGGACACCGAAGACUGGCGCAAAGAUAACGCCAUCGAGAAGCUAUACGAGAAUAUUAGCGUGGACUCAUACGAGGCCGCUCGACGAAUGUAUCCCCAAUGGACAGGCCGUCGCGAUCGUCGCGGAAUCCCUGUCUAUGUCUUCCAGAUCCGCCACCUGGAUAACAAGGCAAUUGCCGCUUACAACUCCACCAUGACUACUGGUACACCCGAAACUCACAAAUCAUCCACAGUCCCUGCGCGCUUGUUGAACCUCUUCGCUUUGUAUGAGAAUCUCCUCCGGUUCGUGAUGCCGCUCUCUUCCGCGCUGCCACGUCCGAACCCAGAGACGCCUAUCGUGACGUCGACCAAUAUCGUGGAUGUCAGCGGUGUCGGGCUGAAGCAGUUCUGGAACUUGAAGAGUCAUAUGCAGGAUGCUAGUGUUUUGGCCACGGCGCAUUACCCCGAGACAUUGGAUCGAAUCUUUAUUAUCGGAGCACCCUCAUUCUUCCCAACAGUCUGGGGUUGGAUCAAGCGUUGGUUCGACCCAGGCACCACCUCGAAGAUCUUCAUUCUCUCCGCCGCAGAGGUGGGACCCACUCUCACUUCCUUCAUGGAACCGUCCGUCAUCCCCAAGGCAUACGGCGGUGAGCUGGAGUGGUCGUGGGGCGAUAUGCCGAACUUGGACGAGCCCAGCCGUGAACUUCUCCGCGGCAUCGAGCAGCCGCUCGUCGAUGGCAAAACUCGCAAAGAUAUCCUCAAGGGUCCUGUGUUGUUCGAGGGUGAUCACCUCCAGGUGCUGGGAACUGUGGAUGGAAAGGACCGCAGAGAAAUCAUUCCCGUCCCGAAGGCACAGGCUUCGGCUAACUCCGUGCCAGCGGAGAAUGCUGGGUCUAGUGAUGCAGAGACUAAAGUAGACGAUAACGAGAAGGCUGUUGACGACGUGGCGGCUAAGGUGAACCAAUUAUCCGUGCAUGAGACUCAGAAUACUGUUGCCGCAUAG
Molecule: messenger RNA, 1299 nt
Organism: Penicillium vulpinum
Lineage: Eukaryota; Fungi; Ascomycota; Eurotiomycetes; Eurotiales; Aspergillaceae
Product: SEC14 family lipid-binding protein
Exons: 4
Coding region: 1-1299 (432 amino acids)
Source: RefSeq, a predicted model, not a curated record